Molecule: messenger RNA, 1329 nt
Organism: Aspergillus calidoustus
Lineage: Eukaryota; Fungi; Ascomycota; Eurotiomycetes; Eurotiales; Aspergillaceae
Source: the annotation of a GenBank genome assembly
AUGUUGUUUAGGUUGGUCCCCGCGAUUCGGCUUGAGGGACGGUACGUGGUGACAUCACGUGGUGGGUUAGAUUGUCCAUCGGGGAUCGGUAGCUUCACUCCAGGGAGUUGUAUGAGGAGCGCAAACGCGAUGUUUCUUCCAAGAGGCCCUGGGCUGCUCUGCUCGUUGCGACAGACUCGUUUAUUCCCCUCACUUACAACCCGAUCCCUGUCCACAAAGGCCUACGACCCCCUCCGAAUACUGUUUUGCGGAUCCGACCAGCUAAGCAUAGCUUCGCUGAGAGCUCUUCACGCCGAGCAUGUGAAGCGCCCUGACCGCAUCGCAUCGAUUGAUGUCGUUUGCAGACCUGCCAAAAGGGUAGGAAGAGGCUUGAAGCAAAUACGCGAAGUCCCGAUCAAAGCUGUCGCAACUGAAUUGUCACUACCAAUACACGAGAUCGACACCUUUACAGGCUGGAAGCCCCCAGUUUUCCCAGACGGGCCCAUCAACCUCAUAAUUGCCGUCUCGUUCGGUCUGUUUGUGCCUCCGCGAAUUCUCAAUGACGCCAAAUACGGUGGUCUCAAUGUCCAUCCCUCGAUACUUCCAAACUUCCGUGGCCCUGCACCCCUCCAUUAUACUCUUCUAGCUGGCAAAACCACCACUGGAGUCACCCUUCAGACGUUGCAUCUUCAACACUUCGACCACGGGGCAAUCGUUGCGCAAACACCUCCUCCAGGAUUUGAGAUACCAAACCCCGAUUCGUGUACUGUCCCACAGCUCCUAGACCUCGUUGCCCCGAAGGGCGCUGAGAUGCUGGUUGAAAGCAUACAGAAAGGGUCUUUUGUCCCCCCUGUUGAGGACGCAGGCUGGUAUUCGCCUGACGAGAAACAUAACCUUACCCAUGCGGCUAAGAUAAGAACGGAAGAUAGGCACAUUGACUGGGCCAAUUGGACCUACACGGACAUUAGCAGACGGCAUAGGGUACUGGGACCGCUGUGGAGCAAGUCCCUCGUUGUCAGCGACAGCUCUGGCCCCAACCCAAUAUUCCAACAACGAAGAGUCAUCUUCACUGAAUUUGAAGAGGCAAAACCGCUUAAGGGAAGCGAGGCAUUUGCCUUGGUUCCGGGGCUACCGUUCGUAGACGGCGAGCAUACAGUCAGGCACGAUUCUGGGCAGGGGGUAUAUGUUUAUACACGAGACGGAACGCUGAUCAAAGUCCAUCAAAUGAAAGUGGAAGCGCAGCAAAAUGCACCUGCUCUCAGGGCUGCUUUAAAGGCUCGCAUGAUAGGCAGCCGCACUUUCUCUUCACACGACGCUUCAUUUGCCCCCUUCCACAAUCCUCUUUGCUGA